AUGAAAAACUAUUUCUCAUACUUCUUUUUCGAUAUACCUGAGGCUGAAGCACCCCUAAAUUUGGACGAAGAGAACAAAAUAGUUGAGGAAUUAUUCGUCAAAUUGAAUAAACCUAAAGAUGACAAACCACAACAGUUCAAAGCUCACGAUAUUCCAAUAGAAUCACAAAUUCCUUUAUUUGAUAGAAUAAUGGCAGAUCAAGAAAGGAGGAGUUUCAUAAUGAAAGAGAGAAGAAAGGCUGCUCUACAAGCCCAAAUGAAACCAUUUUCGUUUACAAAAAGAGACGAAGAAAUUCAGGAAUUGACAAGAGAACUUUCAAAAUCAUCUCCAAAUUUGUAUUCCGAUCCACCAUUGAGAAUAAAAAAGUUCAAGGCAAAGCCAAUUCCCAAAAACCUCUUUAGUAAUUAUAUAUACAGGAAAAUGCAUGAAGAUGAAUAUUACAGAGCUCUUCAGAAGAAAAUAAGAGCCGAAGAAAUGCUUCGAGCAGCAUCUUUACCACCUUCAAUGGCCAAAAGAGAAAAAACGAAACCAAAGGUAGACGUUUGUCCACGAUCUUACCGCGAUUGUCUAAAAGAGGAAAGGGCAUCAAAAAAAUCCAGAAGUAUUUCGAAUUUCAAGACUUAUCAUGAUAAGAUUGAGAAAGAAUUAGAAGAAUUGAAAAAUGAAUUUAUAUCCAGUCCGAGGCCAUUCAAGCUAAAAUCAUCUAAAAGGGUGAGGAGACAUCAGAGACACUCCUCUGCUAGUAGCAAAAGUUCUUCUACAAAAAUCACAACUCCAUCUUCUUUUGAUCUGCAAUCAAUAAGCAGAUCCAAUCUAGCAGCAGUCUUGCGUAUACAAUCUGCCAGACAAAAACUGGAGACUGAAAUGAUGACGCAACUCGAAGAAGCCAAAUUGAAGGAAGAAGCCAGGUGGAGAGAGAAACUGAUGAGAAAAAAGCCGGUAUGGCAAGCUCUAGCUUAUAGCAAUGAAGAAGAUUUAGCCAUGAGACUUCAACUACGAAGAGAUGAGGAAAAACUUAGGAAUGAAGAGCACAGAUUGAGAAUGCAGCUUAUGCUGGGUAGGGUUAAUCAACAGCCUACACUAUUUGAGAGACAGACACAGUUAAAUUGUCAGAAAGCCAGAGACGAUUCGUUGAGAGAUAAAAACAAUUCUGAAAAACAUAUGAGGAGAUAUUUGAGGGACUCUUCAGAUUUCAAAUCUUUAGUGGAAAUGAAAGAUGAGGCAAUACAAGCGUUUCUGGAUGACAACUUCAAAUCUGAGGACACUAAAAGAAGCAAAGAAAGUGAAAGCCAGCAGGAAGAAAAGGAAAAAUGUGACUCUUUCAGUGAUGAAAACUAUGAUGAUAAUUGA
This is a messenger RNA of Phaedon cochleariae (mustard beetle), 1350 nucleotides long. Lineage: Eukaryota; Metazoa; Arthropoda; Insecta; Coleoptera; Chrysomelidae. The record is from the annotation of a GenBank genome assembly.